Molecule: messenger RNA, 552 nt
Organism: Clavispora lusitaniae ATCC 42720
Lineage: Eukaryota; Fungi; Ascomycota; Pichiomycetes; Serinales; Metschnikowiaceae
Gene: IMP3
Product: snoRNA-binding rRNA-processing protein
Biological process (GO): rRNA processing; ribosomal small subunit biogenesis
Cellular component (GO): small ribosomal subunit; Mpp10 complex; small-subunit processome
Molecular function (GO): rRNA binding; snoRNA binding; structural constituent of ribosome
Source: RefSeq, a predicted model, not a curated record
AUGGUCAGACAACUAAAACACCACGAGCAGAAAUUGCUCAAAAAGGUCGAUUUCCUUAACUGGAAACAGGACAAGGGCCACAGAGACACCCAGGUCAUGACCCGGUACCACAUCCAGAACAGAGAAGACUAUCACAAGUAUAACCGCAUUUGCGGCGAGAUCCGAAAACUCGCCAAUAAAUUGUCGUUGCUACAGCCCACGGAUCCUUUCCGCAUCAAGCACGAGCAGCUUUUGCUCGAAAAGCUCUAUAACAUGGGCGUUUUGUCGACCAAGUCCAAGAUUUCCGACUUGGAGAACAAGGUGACUGUGUCUGCAUUUUGCCGGAGAAGAAUCGGCGUGGUUAUGUGUCGAAUGCGGAUGGCGCAGAACAUGAAAGACGCCAAUACGUUUGUGGAGCAGGGCCAUGUCCGUGUUGGGCCCAAUGUGAUUACAGACCCGGCGUACUUGGUUACGCGCAACUUGGAGGAUUAUUUGACGUGGGUCGACGGGUCGAAAAUCAAGGAAAACGUGCUCAAGUACAAGAACAAGAUCGACGACUACGACUUGGCCUAG